AUGGACAAGUUCACAAAGCCGAUUAUAGUUGUGUGGAUUGAUCCUGAAACAGAGAAAAAGAGACUCAUGAGAAGAGACAAAUCAAAUGAGGAGAAUGCUAGGAACAGGAUCAAUGAUCAAAUGACACUUGAUUUGAAGAUGAAUAAAGCAGAUAUGGUGACAGAUAACACUGGAUCACUUGAUCACUUGAAUGAACAGUUUCAGAAGGUUCUAAUUGAAGUGUCAAAACCCUUGACAUGGACUCAGUUUUCACUUUCGAAGAAUGGAGCCUCGGUCAUACUUGCUUCACUGACUUCGGGUGUUGUUUUGUGUAUAAAAGCACUUUUAUAA
This is a messenger RNA of Arachis duranensis, 330 nucleotides long. RefSeq names its product dephospho-CoA kinase-like. The coding region runs from base 1 to 330 and encodes 109 amino acids. Gene Ontology annotation, molecular function: ATP binding; dephospho-CoA kinase activity. The transcript has a single exon. Gene Ontology annotation, biological process: coenzyme A biosynthetic process. Lineage: Eukaryota; Viridiplantae; Streptophyta; Magnoliopsida; Fabales; Fabaceae. The record is from RefSeq and is a predicted model, not a curated record.